UAUAUUUUGAGGAGGCAGCUGAUGCAACACUGGACUGAGAUAACACAAGCAUCAAGUCAAAGCUGAAGACUAGAGGAUCAGCUCAGAAAAGAGGAAGCCACAUCUUAUUUCCACAGAGAGAGUCUUACAGGAGUUUCUCCUGCGUUUUAUCCUCGUCGAUACACCGGUACCAGCAUGCCUGUCAUCAGAAGCCUCAGCAAGGUGGCCCAGAAGGCCCUGCUCAGCACCCCGGGGUGCGGCUGCCAGCCCCUCACAGUGGCUGUGCGCAACAUCAGCUUCUCCCCUCGCCAGGUGACGUCUGAUGCCAGCUUCCACUCUGUGUCCUUCUCUGAAACAGACCACCCCAAGGUGCUCAUCACAGGAGGUCUGGGUCAGCUCGGAGUUGGACUUGCCAAACUGUUGAGAAAGAGGUUUGGAAAGAACAACGUCAUCCUGUCUGACAUCAGAAAACCACCAAGCAACGUUUUCCACAGCGGCCCCUUCAUCUACUCAGACAUCCUGGACUACAAGAACCUUCGGGAAAUCGUGGUGAACAACCGCAUCACCUGGCUGGUUCACUACAGCGCCCUCCUCAGUGCUGUCGGAGAGGCCAACGUCGCCCUGGCUCGUUCUGUGAACAUCACCGGCCUCCAUAACAUCUUGGACAUCGCAGCUGAGCACGGCCUGCGUCUGUUUGUCCCGAGCACCAUUGGCGCCUUUGGGCCAACUUCCCCCCGCAACCCAACACCAGAUCUGUGUGUGCAGAGACCUCGCACUAUCUAUGGCGUCUCCAAAGUCCACGCUGAGCUCAUGGGAGAGUACUACCACCACCGCUACGGCCUGGACUUCCGCUGUCUCCGCUACCCAGGAAUCAUCUCCGCGGACUCCAUGCCCGGAGGCGGCACGACAGACUACGCUGUACAGAUUUUCCACGAUGCGAUCAAAUCCGGAAAGUUCGAAUGCAACUUGCAACACAACACACGGCUGCCCAUGAUGUACAUCGACGACUGUCUGCGCGCCACCCUGGAGGUGAUGGAGGCGCCCGCUGACACGCUGAGCAUGAGGACCUACAACAUCAACGCCAUGAGCUUCACCCCCGAGGAGCUGGCCCUGGAGCUGCAGAAACAGAUGCCUGAGCUGGAGGUCACGUACGAUGUGGACCACGUACGACAGGCUAUCGCUGACAGUUGGCCCAUGAACUUCGACGACUCCAACGCACGGAACGACUGGGGCUGGAAACACGACUACGACCUGCCAGAGCUCGUCCAGACAAUGCUCAACUUCUUCGGCGCGGAGCGACUCAUGGCUCGUGCUCACUGAGGCUGCGCAGCGCUCAGAGCGUUGUUUGCUGAGUAUUCUUUGUACAUAAUGUAAAGACUGACCAAAGAGAAUAGAGAAACCUGGCCUGUACAUAGUCGUUCUCUCACUUCUCUGUUAAAUCAGAAGGGCUCUGCUUGCCUGGCUUGAGGCUUCCCUGUCUACAGAGUGUAAAAAAAGGUUGGUGCGGGCUAGACAAUCCUCCCCGCUCCCGUCUUAUCCACCCCUGCUUUCCUCUUUUUUAUGGUAAGAGUCAAAUAAAAGGUUGUCAGCAGAAUCAGGGAUACCAACGCGGCCUGUGAAAACCUGUCGAAUGGAAAAGGAGAUGGCUUGCAUGUUGAUGAACUGCAUAAAAUUUUGCAAUGUUUUCUUGGCAAAAAUCAAUAUAACAAACUACGAAUGUUGCAUUGUGUAACUGUGAGUGUAUCUACCACUUUUUCUUAGGAGAUCUGUCAGAAUUUUGCAAUCUGAAAAUUUUCAAGGAUUUUCUGAAUUCAGGUAUUAAGGGUGUUUAAAACGCCCGGGGCAAAAAAUCCAGUUUAUUCAGUAGAGGAAUGUACAAAUACACAAGAUGUGUCAUAUGAUGCACUUUAGACACAUUAAAUCCUAAAAAGAAAGUAAAUGAGCCUUGAUCACCUGCAGGGGCGACUUCUGAUACAGUGCAUCUGUAUGUUCGAGCAGCGCGGAGCGAUAAUUCAUGAGAAUUUCUUCUGUUAUUCCACGUUUCGUUAUUUAUUCUGUCUGUCGGUGUUAAACAUGUGGGAGCUGCAACAAGUGAAAGCGUUUCUUAACACUCUCUGUUUUCUAAAUGUUCCUGUCCACUUUAUGUUAUUUUAUUUUUUCAUCCGUUCUGGGGGAUUUCUUUCGACACAAAAGGGGAAAAAUGUGAAACGCGUUCAUUCAGCCACACGUGGUGGUUUUUUCUGUAAUUUCAUCAUUUUGUAAAAGAAAUGCUGGAAGUGGUUUCUAUGUGAAAGUUUUGGCAGGACCUGUCUGUUCUUUCGAUCACACAACGAGCUUUGACAAUAAAAGCCUUUUUUCCAAAUA
Messenger RNA from Notolabrus celidotus (New Zealand spotty), 2343 nucleotides. RefSeq names its product L-threonine dehydrogenase (gene tdh). Bases 175 to 1299 code for a protein of 374 amino acids. Gene Ontology annotation, biological process: L-threonine catabolic process. The record is from RefSeq and is a predicted model, not a curated record. Gene Ontology annotation, molecular function: L-threonine 3-dehydrogenase activity. The transcript is spliced from 9 exons. Lineage: Eukaryota; Metazoa; Chordata; Actinopteri; Labriformes; Labridae.